UCUUACACAACUCAGCUCUUUCUUCACUCUGUAUCAGCGCGCCGGUGUGUGCUCGUCCAGACCUGUCGCUGCUUUUUAUUUCACCUUUUAGUCCAGCAAAAGUUGGGGAGAUGAGUGGGGGCGAUGACCAGACUGACUGCGGUCCCCGGGUGAACGACUCUCACAAGCAUAAAGACAAGUACAAAGAGAGAGAACAUAAACACAAGGACCACAAGAAGGACAAAGAACGAGAUAAAUCAAAGCAUGGCAGCAGCGAUCACAAAGACUCCUCUGACAAAAAACACAAAGACAAGGACAAGAUGAAGCACAAUGAUGGCAGUAAAGACAAGCACAAAGAGAAGAGGAAAGAUGAGAAGAUGAAGUCGUUUGAUGGUAAGGUCAAAAAAGAAAAGGAGAACGGCUUUGCCAGCCCUUUGCAUGUAAAAUCUGAGCCUGACAAUGAUUUUUACCACACUCCCAAACACGAGAGGACUCUAAAAAGAGAACGAGAUGAGGAUUAUGAUGCGGAAUUCAAACCCAAGAAAAUUAAGACUGAAAAUGACCAGAAGGCCAAGAAAAGGAAACAAGGUGAUGAGGACACCAAGUCCAAAAAAACAAAAAUAAAAAAAGAAGGCGAUGGGAAAAAGAAGGCAAAGAAAGAACCAGAAGAGAAGUGGAAAUGGUGGGAAGAGGAACGAUCCACAGACGGUAGCAAAUGGAAAUUCCUUGAACACAAAGGUCCUGUGUUUGCGCCACCAUAUGAACCUCUUCCUAGCAAUGUAAAAUUUUAUUAUGACGGUAAACAUAUGAAGCUCAGUCCAGAGGCUGAAGAGGUGGCCACAUUCUUUGGCAAAAUGCUGGAGCACGAGUACACCACAAAGGAUAUCUUUCGUAAAAAUUUCUUUAAAGAUUGGAGAAAGGAGAUGACUUCAGAAGAAAAGGGAAAGAUCACAGACCUGAAAAAGUGUGACUUCACAGAGAUGAACGAGUACUUCAAGGCGCAGUCUGAAGCCCGGAAAGCCUUGUCAAAGGAAGAGAAACUGAAAAUAAAAGCGGAGAACGAGCGGCUCUUGCAGGAAUACGGCUUCUGCAUCAUGGACAACCACAAAGAACGCAUUGCUAACUUCCGUAUUGAGCCUCCUGGCUUAUUUCGUGGUCGCGGGGACCACCCCAAGAUGGGAAUGCUCAAACGUCGCAUUAGACCACAAGAUAUUAUCAUCAAUUGCAGCAAGGACUCCAAGUAUCCACCGCCUCCUCCCGGCACCAAGUGGAAAGAGGUUCGUCAUGACAACAAGGUGACCUGGCUGGUGUCGUGGACGGAGAACAUUCAAGGCUCCAUCAAAUACAUUAUGCUGAACCCGAGCUCCAGAAUCAAGGGAGAGAAGGACUGGCAGAAGUAUGAGACGGCUCGUCGGCUGAAGAAAUGUGUGGACCGUAUCAGAACACAAUACCGUGAAGAUUGGAAGUCCAAGGAGAUGAGGAUCCGGCAGAGGGCUGUAGCACUCUAUUUCAUUGACAAGCUGGCUCUCAGGGCAGGAAAUGAGAAGGAAGAAGGAGAGACUGCAGACACGGUCGGCUGCUGCUCGGUCAGAGUUGAACACAUCAAACUGUAUCCAGAGAACGAGGGCCAGGAGUUCGUGGUGGAGUUUGACUUCCUCGGUAAAGACUCGAUCCGCUACUACAACAAAGUUCCCGUGGAGAAAAGGGUGUUUAAGAAUCUGCAGUUGUUCAUGGAGAACAAAGAACCUGAUGAUGACCUGUUCGAUCGUCUGAAUACCUCUAUUCUGAACAAGCAUCUUCAGGAGCUGAUGGAUGGUCUAACUGCCAAAGUUUUCCGUACAUACAACGCCUCAAUCACCCUGCAGCAGCAGCUAAAGGAACUCACAACUGCGGAUGAAAACAUUCCAGCCAAGAUCUUGUCCUACAACAGGGCCAACAGGGCUGUGGCCAUCCUGUGUAACCAUCAGAGAGCUCCACCCAAGACCUUUGAGAAAUCUAUGCAGAACCUGCAGACAAAGAUUGACGCUAAAAAGGACCAGCUCUGCGAUGCCAAGAGAGAACUGAAGAGUUCCAAGGCCGAUGCCAAAGUACGGAGAGAUGAAAAAUCCAAGAAGGCGGUUGAGAGCAAGAGGAAAGCGGUCCAGAGGAUAGAGGAGCAGCUGAUGAAGCUGGAGGUCCAGGCCACUGAUCGUGAAGAGAACAAGCAGAUUGCUCUCGGCACUUCCAAACUAAAUUAUUUGGACCCGCGCAUUUCUGUGGCUUGGUGUAAGAAGUGGGGCAUUCCCAUCGAGAAGAUCUACAACAAAACCCAGCGGGAGAAGUUUGCCUGGGCCAUCGACAUGGCAGAUGAGGACUAUCAAUUUUAAACCCCCAGUUUCUUUUAACUCAACUUUUUUUAUUGGAUACCUUUUUUAAAAAAGAAAAAAAAAAAGCUUAGAUGAAUUUUGCUUGAUGGCCCGAGCCAACGAGGAAUUUUAACGUUUGUGCAGGAAAAGCUGAAGCGACACGGUAAGCAGGAUGAGUCCUUUUAUGACGUGACACGAUGUUGUGGAUGGUCUGAGCAUCUGAUGUGACAUCAGGUGACGAGGCUGAACUAUAUCUGCAAGUGGAGUCGAGGCCUGUAAAUGAGUCCUCGACCGUUUAUCUCUGCCCCUCCAUACGGUUAAAACCUGGCGACGCCUGAACUCUGUGGUCCUAUAACUGCUUUAUCAAGCAAACAAAAUGCUUUGUAUCAUUUUAUUCACUCGCUCUGUAUUUUAGCCCUCCCAUGUAUUAUUAAUGAAUUCUAUAUUUUGAUAGACAAAUUAAGUCAAAAGAAUUCCUUAACUUACACCCACGCGCCUUUUCAAGGAAAUGGAAAUGUGAGCUUUUGUGUGUGCGUGUGUGUGUGCGUGCGUGUGUGCAUGUGUGUGUAUCAGGCACAAACAUGGAAGCUGUUUGUUUGGGUGAAUAUUUUAAACUGGACUGGUGAAUUGUUGAACAUGAAAGAGGAUGUCUGUGCAAGCACCGGGGAAAUACUGCAACCAUUUCAAUAUUUACUUAAGCAAGCAGAAUGUGAAUAUUUAGUUUUACAACCUCUAUCAGGGACUUUCAGUGUAAAUGUGAACCAUUUUCAAUCCUUUGAGUUGCAAGCAUCCUUUGAAUCUCAGCUUUGUCUGCCAUCUGAUUUUAAAGUAAAUUAACAAUUAAGAGGAAAAUAAUCUCCCAUGUUACUUGAACAUAUUAUCUUAAUGUAUUUAAAGUCAGUAAAUGAAAGGUGUAAUUGCGUCUACAGAGGUCUGUGAGGGAUGUCAACUUUGCCAAAAAAAAAAGGAAAAAAAAUCACCAAACUGUUACAGUGUAGGCAGGUUUAAAUUGUGUAAUGAUUGAGGAUAAAGUAACAUUUAAUGUGAAUUAUCAGUUCAUUUUAUUAUUCCAUGCAGUUCCACUUAUGAUAGGAAGGUUGAUGUAAGUAGCUGUAAAGUCAACGUCCUAAUUCUGUUUUACCUUUUGUCAUAGCUUUUAAUCAUGUUUUGAGUUUUAAGCUCAUUGUAGGUUGGACAAAAUUAAAUAAAUCCUACAAGUAACAUACGGUGUACUUGUUUUUUGUUUCCUAAAUGUAAAGGUGGGGGGUGGGUAAGCAGUUGGCAGCAGUUUAAAGCAAAAAAAACAAAACAAACGGAGAUCUGAGGAUGUCCAGAACUGGGAUGAUGGUUUUUGGACGGUGAUGGGAACCUAAUAAACACUACUCUCCUGAGAA
Molecule: messenger RNA, 3718 nt
Organism: Cololabis saira (Pacific saury)
Lineage: Eukaryota; Metazoa; Chordata; Actinopteri; Beloniformes; Belonidae
Gene: top1a
Product: DNA topoisomerase Ia
Exons: 21
Coding region: 111-2345 (744 amino acids)
Biological process (GO): DNA topological change; DNA replication; chromosome segregation
Cellular component (GO): nucleolus; chromosome
Molecular function (GO): DNA topoisomerase type I (single strand cut, ATP-independent) activity; DNA binding
Source: RefSeq, a predicted model, not a curated record